This is a messenger RNA of Scophthalmus maximus (turbot), 1743 nucleotides long. RefSeq names its product VAMP (vesicle-associated membrane protein)-associated protein A, like (gene vapal). Gene Ontology annotation, molecular function: FFAT motif binding. Bases 113 to 877 code for a protein of 254 amino acids. The record is from RefSeq and is a predicted model, not a curated record. Gene Ontology annotation, biological process: neuron projection development. Gene Ontology annotation, cellular component: plasma membrane; endoplasmic reticulum membrane. The transcript is spliced from 6 exons. Lineage: Eukaryota; Metazoa; Chordata; Actinopteri; Pleuronectiformes; Scophthalmidae.
CGCUCGCUCGCGAAGCUCAGUCAGCAUUUGACUCGGUGGUGGCAGGGGAUCCAGGUCUUGUCAGCUCCGUCCGCGACACCGACAUCAAGUGAACCCCCCACCGGCUUCAAAAAUGUCAAAGUUGGACCAGAUCCUCGUCCUCGACCCUCCGUGCGACCUCAAGUUUAAAGGUCCUUUCACAGAUGUAGUCACCACCAACCUCAAACUGAAGAAUCCCUCUGACAGAAGAGUGUGUUUCAAAGUGAAGACGACAGCGCCGCGCAGGUACUGUGUACGACCGAACAGCGGCGUCAUUGAUCCCGGAGCAACUGUCUUCAUCUCGGUCAUGCUGCAGCCCUUUGACUAUGACCCCAACGAGAAAAGUAAACACAAAUUCAUGGUGCAGACGAUUUUUGCGCCAUCAGCUGUUUCUGACAUGGAUGCAUUGUGGAAAGAUGCAAAACCUGAUGAUCUCAUGGAUUCCAAGCUGAGAUGUGUCUUCGAGCUGCCUUCUGAAAAUGAUAAAGUGAAUGACGUGGAGGCGACCAAAGCGGCCCCGGUGAUGAACUCGGCGAAGGCCGACCCGACGGCCGCCUCGGUGCCUGCUGCUGCUGCUGCUGCUGCUGCCGCUGCCGCCGCCGGGCUGGACGACACGGAGAUGAAGAAAGUGCAGGAGAAGUGCAAGAGGCUGCAAUCUGAGAUGAGCAAGCUGGUGGAGGAGAACCGGCAACUAAAGGACGACGGUCUGAGAAUGAGGAAGGUCGCCCGCUCCGACCACAUGACAACGAACUCGACCGGCCUCCUCGGCCGAGAAGCCUCCGCCACCUCCCUGCCCUCCCUCCUCGUCGUCAUAGCAGCCAUCUUCAUUGGAUUCUUCUUAGGGAAGUUCAUCUUGUAGACUGGUGUUGGGGGGGGGGACGCAUGCCAGCCAGCCCGUAUCACCUCGCCCCCGGCUCCGGGGAAAAAAAAAAAAUCAAAACAGGCCUGGAAAACCCCCAGAAGUCUUUCUGUUGACUUUGCCAUAUCAUUGGUAGUGUGGCCGACAGUGAACACAUCUGUACAACAUCAUUUUGAAGGCGUCGCCUUUUUACAAUCUCACACGGUUAGUUACACGCAGAGAGCUGAGAAAAGAGAGGCGGCAAAAAAAAAAGUGAUUGCUUCCUUUUUUGGUUUUCUGAUUUUUCUUUUUUCUUUUUCUUUUCGAUAGCUGGAUUGUACAGGUAGAGUGGCGGGACAAUGAAAGAUGUUAUACUAUCAGUCGACAUGGAAGAUGAACCCAGAGCGAACCACGGGCCAGAGGCAGUCAAAAGAUUAGAUUUAUUAUUUUCUUCUCUCUCUCUCUCUCUCUCUCUGUUGUUUUUAAUAGGAAUUGAAUGGAAUGUUAGGUGUCUUGUAAAUGUUGUUUUAAAUCCUUUUAAACAAAAAAGAAAAGGAGAGAUCUUCCACCACGACGACCGUGUGCCACCUAUCGCUGGAUCGCCUCUGAAGUCAAUCUGUUCAGUUUGUAAUUUCUACUUCUCGUCGCGGAAUGUUCAGGUCCAGCUGGGGAUUUAUAGGUGCCUCCUCCGAAAUCCAUGUCUGUCCUCUCCCUUUCCUGACAGCACCGAUGCAGACUUUAUAUUAUUAUUAUUAUUAUUUUGAUUAUUAUUAUAAUACAAAGCAUAUAUUCCUUCUAAGGCAAAUAUUGACUGAAAUGAGGUCUCCAUUCUUAAAAUCCUGUUCCAUGGUAUUAAGCAUUGAAGAAAUAAAAAUGAAAAAAAUGUG